CUCAUUUCACAUCGAGGUAUACUCAGGCAUUAUGAAGCCAUUUGUAUGUUCUUAACUGAUGGUGAAUGUCAUUGAUCUUAUAGCCGUUGGGCACUCCCACAACAGCUUUUUUUUCUGCCGAGAUGACACAAUCAGAUCUGUCGGGAAGAGCGGCGUUUUACCUUAAGACGAUACAACUGGGUUAUAGUAAUUGGAAAUUCGAAACAGACGAUCGAGGAAAUAAGACAUGUGUGGAAAAUCCAAAAAUACUGGAUGCUUAUAUAAUGCCCCUACUUGGUGAAUUAAGACUGGCAGUAAGUUGUAUCGCAUGUCUUUCUUUCCAAGCAGCUGACCAGGGACAGCAUCUUCCAUAUACAGUUCUCUGGUUCAAAGUGCCUACUCCCCUUGCUAAGAAAGACGGCGGCUACCUUAUUCCUUUACAUAUUAUCUCGGCUGAGCCCCGACGCUUCCCUGGCAGUGAAUUGCACCCAGGUAAGCCGGAAAGCUUAUCGGAGAGUCUUGACAUCAGCCCAGAGUUCGUCGCUAUCAUAGCCUUGCCGAAGUCCAACGAUGUCAUCAUACAUACUAAUUAAAGGGCACCAAGAUAAUAGCUAUGUAUUUCUUUUAUUAGUACUG
Messenger RNA from Aspergillus pseudotamarii, 615 nucleotides. RefSeq lists its product as uncharacterized. NCBI's taxonomy places the organism in Eukaryota, Fungi, Ascomycota, Eurotiomycetes, Eurotiales, Aspergillaceae. The transcript has a single exon. The record is from RefSeq and is a predicted model, not a curated record. The coding region runs from base 123 to 572 and encodes 149 amino acids.